Messenger RNA from Oncorhynchus keta (chum salmon), 3881 nucleotides. RefSeq names its product epithelial splicing regulatory protein 2-like. Lineage: Eukaryota; Metazoa; Chordata; Actinopteri; Salmoniformes; Salmonidae. The transcript is spliced from 17 exons. Gene Ontology annotation, molecular function: mRNA binding. Gene Ontology annotation, cellular component: nucleoplasm; ribonucleoprotein complex. The record is from RefSeq and is a predicted model, not a curated record. Gene Ontology annotation, biological process: regulation of RNA splicing. The coding region runs from base 193 to 2424 and encodes 743 amino acids.
AAAGUUAGCCGCUGAAUCAGACACAGGUAACUCAGAAAAAUAGCGAGGCAGAAUUUUUUUUUCUGGGCUUGUCAUGGAGUUUGCGUAAAAGAAAACAGGGAUUUUUUCCCCAAUUUUCUUUACCAGUUAAACCAGUAUCUCUGGAUAGAAAACGCUCAAGUACUUGAUCAGUUUUUACCCUUGUGGUCCCUGAUGGCUUCGCACAGUGAUACUCUGGUGGUGUUCUUUGGGGCAACAGCUGGUGCAAAUGGGGGUAAACUGGGUUCGGAUGAGAGGGAAAUAAUUCUCUUGGUGUGGCAAAUUGUGGAUCUACAUGAGAAAAAGGUUGGGAAACUUCAGAGACGUCUUGUGAAGCCUGACUCUUUGGAGUUGACAGACCAGAGUAAAGAGGCGACUGGGCUGUCUGUGGAGGAACUCUACAAGGUUGAACCUCUGGACAAAGUUCUGCAACAGUUCCAGCAGUCCGUCUCAGCGGAGUUGAAGGCUCUGGGCAGAAGCUCCUACAUACUGUGUGUCGACGGGCCCCUCAUCAUACGACAGGCCCUUCACCCUGAGGCCUCCAAGAAGAACCUGGUCCUUCCGGAGUGUUUCUACUCCUUUGUGGAUGUAAGGAAAGAGUUUCACAAAUGUUGUCCCAAUGCUGGACAGGUCCAGGACUUAACACUGCACUCUAUGCUAGAAUAUGUGUGCAUCCCAGAACUUCCCCUGUCAGAGCAGGUGAUGGGGCUGAAGGAGGUGAGGUGUAUGGUCCAGCUCUCCCUGCACAUCCUGGCUGAGCCAUACAACCACAAAUUCUCAUGCUUUGAAGCUGUGAAGUACAAGCUUGAAUCGGGAGCAUGCAGGAAGACCGAGCCAGUGGACAGUGAGACAGUGAUCAGAGCCAGGGGGUUGCCAUGGCAAUCCUCUGACCAGGACAUCGCCCGCUUCUUCAAGGGCCUCAACAUCGCCAAGGGUGGUGUGGCCCUCUGUCUGAACGCCCAGGGCAGGAGGAAUGGUGAAGCACUGGUUCGGUUCAUCAACCAGGAGCACAGAGACCUGGCCCUGGAGAGACACAAACACCACAUGGGCAGCAGAUACAUUGAGGUAUACAAAGCCACAGGAGAGGAAUUUCUCAAGAUCGCUGGAGGCACAUCCAACGAGGUGGCCCAGUUCCUGUCCAAGGAGAACCAGGUGAUCAUCAGGAUGAGGGGUCUUCCCUUCACCGCCUCUCCCCAGGACGUGUUGACCUUCCUGGGGGCCGACAGCCCCGUGACGGACGCCAGCGAUGGCCUACUCUUCGUAAAGUACCCUGACGGGCGGCCCACAGGCGACGCCUUCGUCCUGUUCUCCUGUGAAGAGUACGCUCUGAACGCCCUGAAGAAACACAAGCAAAUCCUGGGCAAGAGAUACAUUGAGCUGUUCAGAAGCACUGCAGCAGAGGCCCAACAGGUCCUGAACCGUUACAUGUCCACCCCUCUGAUCUCCACGCUGCCCUCCUCUUCCAUGGUCCCCAUGCCGGUCUUGGCCACGCCCCCCUACCUGGCGACUGGCAGCACGCGGGACUGUGUCCGUUUGCGAGGUCUACCCUACACCGCUGCUAUAGAGGAUAUACUGGAGUUCAUGGGAGAACACACUAUUGAUAUUAAACCACAUGGAGUUCAUAUGGUGCUCAACCAACAGGGUCGUCCCUCAGGUGACGCCUUCAUUCAGAUGAGGUCAGCUGACAGGGCGUUCAUGGUGGCCCAGAAGUGCCACAAGAAGAUGAUGAAGGACCGCUAUGUGGAGGUGUUCCAGUGUUCUACUGAGGAGAUGAGCUUCGUCCUGAUGGGAGGAACACUGAACCGCAGCGGCCUGUCCCCUCCACCCUGCAAACUACCCUGUCUGGCUCCUCCAGCCUAUGCUGCGUUCCCUUCUCCUGCCAUGCUCUCUGAGGCUGCUCUGUACCAGCCCCCCCUACUGGCCACCCCCAGAACACCCCAGCCCCCACACAGCCCCCACCCCACCCUGGCCUACUACCCACCACAGCACCACCCUGCACAGCUCUACAUGAACAUGAACAUGAACUACACUGCGUACUACCCCAGUCCCCCAGUCUCUCCCUCCACGAUGAGCUACUUUGCGUCUCCUCCAGGGUCAGUAGCGUUAGCGGCCCAGCAGCCCCAUGCCCAAGGCCACGUUGCCUCUCCCAUGAUGCCCCAGCACGGCGCUCUAGUUAGGAUGCAGGGUCUGCCCUACAACGCCGGGGUCAAAGACAUCCUCAGCUUCUUCCAGGGAUACCAGCUCCAGCCGGACGCCGUCCUCCUGUUGUACAACUUCAGUGGCCAGUGUAGCGGCGAGGCCCUGAUCACCUUCCCCAGCGAGGAGUCAGCCAGGCGGGCCGUGGCCGAGCGCGCCAACCACCCCCUGUCUGGUCUCCCCAUCCGUCUGCUGGUGUGCUGCGACUGACCUCGACCAGCUGACCGUGACCAUGGAGGGAGGAGUCGAGGACCGCAACUGCUGAUUGCUUUUCUCCCUCGUCACUUCCUCUCCUUCCACUACUGAUACAAACACACAUGCGCACACCUCUCCACAAACAAUCUGCCGACUCUCCUCCCUCUUAGCCUCCUUCUCAAGCUCCCUCUCAACAUUCAUACACAGACCGACAGACACCUCUCCCCACAGCACUAGGUUGGUCACAUAUUUAUAUUUGAUGCACAUCCUCCUUCCUGUGUGUCUGGCACAAAGUGCCUUGUGUGAAUACUUCCAUAACAUCCACCGCCGAUGCCAAUGAAAUGUACCACUCAAUGUACCACUCACCUAAAGCAUGAAACCACUUCUCCCCUUGUUUUAGAUAAAUGACCACUACAGCCCACUAAGAUGUUCAUACCUUCAAACAAAAUCCCUAUUCCCCUGUGUCUGGUUUGUCAGUCUGAAAACACUACUGUAUGUGUGCAUGUCUGCAAAAACUAUGUAUGUACUGUAUGCAUGUUCGUUGUAAAUGAUGUGCCUUCCAAUGCUGGCUGUACAGUGUAAUAUUAGAUAAGAGCCAUAUAGACUGACUGAAACUACUACUGUACUGGAUAGAAGGGAAAUCAGACGCUCGUUCCACUACUCCCUUUUCUAAAACUAGAAAAGACAAGGCCACUAUGUACAGUAGUGAGAGCCACAGUAACAUGCUGGAUGCUGAGCUUAAUGACAGCUACUUGUGUAACAGUGUUUGUUUCUGCUGUGAAAGCAUUUGUAUGGCAUGCAAUUCUAUUUAGAAUAAUAUGUCCAAGCACUCUUUGUUGUCUUUGUUACAAUCCGAGUAGGCUAAGGCUCAAUUAGCCGAAGUCUCAUUUAGUUCUGUAGUGUACGAGCAUGACAAAUAAUGAUUCUUUGUUCAAUCCAAAACAACUCUUCCUAAAAUUUAGAUUUAUUUAAAUGUGAAAAGAGUUGGCGGUUGGUCUGCAUGAUCUUUAAGCAAUAUCCUUAAAGAGAGUAGAUCUCUGCCAUCUGUUUUCUUCCAGACUAUAUUUUAUAGAAAACCCUUGUUUUUGGACCGACGAACGGUAGAAAUAAAUAUAUAUAUAUAUAUUACUAAAAAAAUGGCGAAUGAGUUGUUCCUGUGACUGGGCUGAUGAGAACACUAGUGUCUGGUUUCUCAUCUUCGCUGUGCCUAUAUUACCCAGAGUGCAAUAGCAGGCCCCUCUGUGGCUUGGCUGACCUCUGGUGGCAGAUAGAAAAUAUUUUGUUUCUUUUUAAGCAAGUUUGAGACUUGACUUGUAUGAAUUUAACUACUGUAUGUGUAUAUAACUGUUUGAAUAAAUACAUGGAACUUUAUUGCCCCAGUGUUUAAAUUGCAAAAUUUGUUCUGAACUGUAUCAAUUAAAUUCUAUUGAAGUCUGAUAUUUUAGAUGAGGCCAAUAAACAGUAGUCUGUGA